CCCUCUAUCAGCAAGUCUACAAUUAUCCUCUCACCCCCAAUAAGUACGGCAAAGAGGGGCAAAAAAUCGCGCUCGAAAGCUAGGCCCUCAAAAUCCACCUCCCUGGUCCAUGCGGAGCCCGCACCUUCGGAAAGAACGAAUAAUGGAGUACCGGCUCAAAAGAAGGAUGCCGAAAGAGGAGUUCCUCGAAAAAUUAAUAUUUGGCGACGUGGAAGGUUUCAAGGAUAAGUUGGAUGGAGUUGAUGGUGGAGAUUCUGACAAGAGCGAUGAAGGAGGGAUUGCACUUGUCGGAGAUGGAGAUGAAAAUGAAGAUGUGGGAGCAGACUUAUAAGGGCUUCAAGACGAUGAAUUAUUCUUUGUCGAUGAGGGGCCGUCCGACACCGCUAUAAUCCCCUCCGAGAGUAUUCGGGACGCCAGCCAUAAAUCUUCAGAAGAAGAAGGAGAUGAAGGUCUUCUAGCAUGGCAAGACUCCGACGACGAAACGCUCACCAUCCAUCCCACUUGCUAAUCGGGGCUUGCUACCCAAGCUUCGGGACACUGAAACUGAAGACCUUGUCAGCGGGAAGGAAUAUUUUGCACGGCUGCACAGGUAGUUUGAGAGGAUAUAUCCCAUGCCUGAGUAGGCUGUUAGUGAUUCGGUUCGGAAGAAGGCAAGGUUGUAUGGCGCAGGAGCGGGGAGUAGCGAUGAAGAGAUGGGCGGGGUAGGGGUGGAGGAGGAGGCUGAAGAGCAGGAAGCAUUGAGAUCUGCGCCUAGUCUUGAGGAGAUUCUGAGGAGUACUACGAACUGGACACG
Messenger RNA from Tuber melanosporum (Perigord truffle), 793 nucleotides. RefSeq lists its product as uncharacterized. Bases 143 to 331 code for a protein of 62 amino acids. The record is from RefSeq and is a predicted model, not a curated record. Lineage: Eukaryota; Fungi; Ascomycota; Pezizomycetes; Pezizales; Tuberaceae. The transcript has a single exon.